Molecule: messenger RNA, 3044 nt
Organism: Schistosoma spindalis
Lineage: Eukaryota; Metazoa; Platyhelminthes; Trematoda; Strigeidida; Schistosomatidae
Source: the annotation of a GenBank genome assembly
CUGAAGUGGAGGCUUAUUCUUUUCAAGGUCAUCAACUGCCAACUUAUGGCAGAUAUAGCCUUCGAUCAUAUAACUCAGGAGGUUAGGGGUACUGUAUAUCCGGGUAAGCUUAGACUCAAAGAAGAUGAGUUUAUGUAUAAAAAUGAAAAGACUGGAAAGGUGGAUCACUUCUACCGGUCAGAUAUAGAGUCAGCCCAGUGGAUAGUCCGUGCGACUGGUUUAGGAUUAAGCAUAAAGUUAAAAAAUAACUCUUUGCAUCGGUAUGAUGGCUUUGGUGAAAUCGAAGCGGAAAAGGUCGGGAGCUUUUUCAAGAAGUAUUUUGACAUUGAAAUUGUAAAGCGUGAAUUGUGCUACAAAGGCUACAAUUGGGGAGACGUUGAUUUCGAUGGCGAUGUUCUCGAGUUUUCAGUUAAAAACGCUAUGGCUUUUGAGGUUCCUCUAAGCAAUGUCGCAAAUGCCGUUUUGAAUAAAAACGAGAUUAUUUUUGAAUUUCAUCUAAAUGAUGAAGCUGAGGUUUGCUUAUCUGAAAUGCGUCUGUACACUCCGGGAACUGAAGCUGAUAGGGAAGGCAAAGCCCCUUCUAUUUAUUCCAAGGUUACUCAAAAGGCAGAUAUUAUUCAGGUUACGGGAGAUUUCUUGGUCGAAUUCAAACAGUUGCAAUGUCUUCAACCUCGUGGCCGUUAUGAUGUUAAAUUAUAUCCAAGUUUUAUCCACUUACAUGGCAAGUCUUACGACUUUAAAGUCCCAAAAAAUACUAUUACUCGGUUGAUGGUGCUUCCUCAUCCCGAUAAUCGACAGAUAUUCUUUGCUGUUCAACUUGAUCCACCAAUCAAACAUGGUCAAACCAGAUAUCAUUUUGUAAUUUCCCUUUUCGACAAGGAUUCGCACAUAAACUUAGAGAUGGCUGCGACAGAAGACUGGCUUCAGGAGCAGUUCAAUGGAAAAUUAAAUCGAAAUAUUUCAGGACCUGAAUAUGAAGUUGUAGCUCGCGUGUUUAAGGUUCUAUUUGAUCAGAAAGUUACAGUCCCAGGAAGCUUCUCUGCAAAAGGCGGUGGUUGUGCAGUUGCAUGCAGUUAUAAAGCGUCUGUUGGUUUGUUGUAUCCCUUAGAGAGAGGCUUUACAUUCGUCCCUCGUCCUCCAAUUUCUAUACGUUUCGACGAAAUAAUAGCUGUACAAUUUUCCCGUGGUACGGGCGCUCAAAGAUCUUUUGAUUUUGAGGUGGAAACUCGUAAUGGUUUAACGCAUACAUUCACUUCUAUCGAAAGAGAUGAAUAUCAUCAUUUGUAUGAUUUUGUAACUGCUAAAAAACUUCGUGUUAAAAAUAUCAGUUCAGAAAACAAAACUACUAAUCCUGGUGAUGACGUUUGGUCAUCAUCUGAUGAAUCACAUGAUGCUUACAUGGAGAAGGUAAAGACAGAAGCUCGAGAACGAACAACUGAAAUGGAUGAUGACGAUGACGACGAUGAAGAUGAUGAAGAUUUCAAACCACCGGAAUCUGAUGGUUCUGAACUUGCAGAAGAAUAUGAUAGUAAUGUUCAAACAACUACAAGUGAAGAUGAAUCUGGAGACAACGAUGAUGAUGAUGAUGGUGAUGAUUCAGAAGAGAACAAAAGUAAUACUAGCAGUAAGAAUACUUCUACACACAAGAAAAAAGAUAAACGAGACAAUGAUAGUGAUGGAGAUAAAGACAGCUUGUCAAGUGUAAGCAGUACUAGUGAACCUAAAGCAAAACAAAAAAAAUUGAAAGAAGAACCAAAGAAAGCAACAACUAAAUCUCGUAAAGAUGAAACAAAACGACAAACAACAAAAAAACAAAAAAAACCUAAAGAUCCUAAUGCACCAACUCGUCCACUUUCUGCAUAUUUCUUAUGGUUUAAUGAGAAUAGAGAAAAAAUUGCCAAAAAUUUAAAUGGACAAAAUUCUGUUGCUGAAGUAGCUAAAGCUGCUGGAGAGAUUUGGCGAAAUAUGGAUAGUACAGUUAAAUCAAGUUAUCAAUCAAGAGUUGAUGAAUUAAAAAAGAAAUAUCAAGAAGAUUUACGUAUAUAUCAAUCAAAUUUAGCAUCUUCUAAAGAACCAGAUUUAUCACCAGAUUCUAGUAGUUAAGUCCACAAAUAAUUAAUUAAUUCUUGUGUAAUAAAAUAUCAAUUUAUUAUUGUUUUAAUAUACUAUGUACACUACAUAUAUAUACCAUUUCUUAUUAUUUUGUUAUUAGACUGAAUGAAUCAAUUUACUUUAAUAUUUUAUGUAGAGAUUUCUAAGAACUCUCGCCCAUAAAAGGAUUAACAAUCAUUUGGUUAUAUUAGAUACAUAGCCUGGUGCUGUUGUAACGGGAAAAAAAUAUUUUUGCAUAUUCAGCAUAUAAUAGGAUAAUACUAUAACUUGAUACGUUAUAUCCAACUAUAGAAAUUACGAUCAAUAAUUGAAAAUUAGCUAACAGACCAGAAAAUCAUUUGUUUAACAUAGAUGCUAGCCGUUCACACAAAGUUUAGUCCACAAUUAAGUUAGUAGAAAUAAAUCAUAGAAACGAAUACACAACACUAAGUAAUGUCACAACAUUUAGAAAAAGUGGAUGGAUUAUGUCUUCAUUUAAUGCUUAGUCACAUCUUACUUUCGCUGGUUACACAUUAGAUACAAAUCGUACGUCUUCCCAAAACACCAAAUAAGAUCAGUAUAAUAAAAACAAAUUAUCAAGAUGAAUGGUGAAGCAGUCGAAAUAAUAUACCACCAAUGAUAGUGAGCAAGACUAAAUAGUAAAGAAUACAGUUCAGAAACUAACAACGAAAACGUAUGCAUGAAGAAGUACUGGGACUCAUGGAUUGGCAAAGGCAGGAGUUCUGGAUAUUCACAUAUGAUCUCUGUCGUUUCUUCCAAGGGGAUAUUUGUGAAGAGAGAUGAGACGUCAAAUGAGACCAUGAAUUUAUCAGAAGCAUUAAGGUUAUCAAGCUUUUGUACAGAUUAAAGCUAUCUUUCAAACUGUAGGGUGCUAGUUUCAUGCUGAUUGGUUUUAAGCACCUGGUCAGCCAGCGGGCAAGUUUAUGAAAGGG